Verruconis gallopava is the source of this 1043-nucleotide messenger RNA. RefSeq lists its product as uncharacterized. The record is from RefSeq and is a predicted model, not a curated record. Gene Ontology annotation, biological process: N-acetylglucosamine metabolic process. Lineage: Eukaryota; Fungi; Ascomycota; Dothideomycetes; Venturiales; Sympoventuriaceae. The transcript is spliced from 3 exons. Gene Ontology annotation, cellular component: cytoplasm. The coding region runs from base 125 to 850 and encodes 241 amino acids.
GAAAGGGUGACACAUUGCAUUAUCCACGCCUCAUCAAGACUUGCUACGUCAACUCUUCCCACAUUUUCCAUCCGUGAAUUGUUUUUUAAUUCGUCUUUAUCACCACAAGCAUGUUUUCUCCGUGAUGCUUUACGCUGAAUCAGACAUGGCCGCUGAAAAAAUUCAAUGGUUCAACUACAAUCUUCCAAAAGAAGAGUGGACAGAAGAAUGUCCUGAAAGCCUUCGCGAUGCAAGCGCAAAAGAUAGAGGCAUCAUCGGUAGUCUGGAUGAAGAUUUUAAGCCGAUGAGUUGGGAGGAGGUCAAGCAUCUCGUUGCAAUCAAUCGUAUCGAUAAGUUCCAAAGAAGCCCGUCCGAACUCCGCCGUUACCGUCAGUACAUCUACCAUCUCAAAAAGAAUUACGGUUCUGUCAUGAACUUUAUCAUCAAGCAUCGCUUACAGUGGAGCGACGUCAACCCAACUGGUCCACCUUUUUCGAAUCCUGACGAUAUCAAAGUCCUUUAUAACGAUUGGCCAUAUGGCAUCGACAAAAGAAUCGUUCAUCUUGUAGUCUGGGUCAAAUUUGAUAUUGAGGACGAUCCAGAGACCGACCGUCUAACCCCCUCGGCGUGGAAGCAGAUUCAGGAUUAUGUAAACGAAACAUUCUGUUCACAGAUGAACCCGGAUCACGUUGUGUGGUUUAAGAACUGGAAAAGCUUAAAGAGCAUUCACGCUGUCGAGCACUUUCACGUAAUGCUAUAUGAGCCCGACAUGGCAUUUGUGCAUUCCAUAACCAAUGGAGACAUGCCUCAGAGCGCAAUUGAACAGAGGUCGAACGAAUCCGAUACAAUAUCUGCCAACGGGAGUAUAUGAUUGAAAGCAAAGUAGACUUCUCACCGCAGAACGAGAAAAUAGGAACCCCAAGAAACGUAUAGACAGCAUUUAGACCCAGCGAAUACGCGCUUGAAUUGUAUUUCACGGAAGUUGGUUGAAUGCAGUCAAAGGCCACUCAAAGGUUGGACUUCUGCACACCUUCGGUAUCCUCAAUCCUAAAAACAUACUUCAC